CAUGUACGCCAAUAAGCCGUACCUUCUGGCGCCAAAAGCGAUAUUCUCCCGCCAUAUGAACUCGCUGGACAAGAACCAUCAAAUCAUGAACCACAGAAAAAGCUCUGAACAAUCAACAAUGGGCAACGAAGGCAAGCAGUUCUGGCUUUUGAAGACGGAGCCAGGAGAGUGGUCGUGGGAGGACCAAGCAGCCAACGGAGGCGUGACCAAGUGGGACGGUGUCAAGAACAAGCAAGCCCAGAAACACCUCAAGUCCAUGAACCUCAAGUAUGUGUAGCUUGUUUUGUUUAGUGCUUUUUUCGGUUUAUGGUUUGUUAGUGGAAAGGGAAAAGCAUAUUGGGUUUGGGGGAUAUGUAAGUUUUGCA
Messenger RNA from Corylus avellana, 365 nucleotides. RefSeq names its product thymocyte nuclear-like protein. Gene Ontology annotation, cellular component: nucleus. The record is from RefSeq and is a predicted model, not a curated record. NCBI's taxonomy places the organism in Eukaryota, Viridiplantae, Streptophyta, Magnoliopsida, Fagales, Betulaceae.